GAAUUUUGGUCAGUGUGAAUGGACAAGAAAUCAACUUAAAGUGUGCUUUGGCUACGAUCUCCGCUGAUAAUUUGUCUGCUCACAACUUGGCUGGAUUUACUUGCUGUUUCAGCAGUGGACGAGUUUGCAGAUUUUGUAUGAUCACUUACCAAGAUUUAAAAUCUCAUGUUAAUGAAGACAACGUCAUCAUUCGAUCUUCAGAGGUUCACGAGUACCAUCUAAGUGCUCUCAGGGAGAUUGGAGAGAUCUCAAAACAGACAUAUGGUGUAGUAAAUGAAUGCCCCUUUAAUGACUUGGAGUACUUUAAUGUCACCAAAUCGUUUCCUCCAGACUUAAUGCAUGAUUUCUUGGAGGGCAUUGUACCCAUUGUGAUCACCAAAGUCAUCAAAGCAUUGCAUUUUUCUGAAAUAGUUUCACUCAGUAACAUAAAUGCUGAAUUGGAAGCAUUUCAGAUUGGAAAGAACGACAAAGGUAAUAUUCCACAGAAGUUACCACAAAGUGUUCUGAAACAGACCAGAUUAUUGGGAACAGCAGCUCAAAACUGGUGCCUUUUCAGAAUAUUACCAUUCCUUAUUGGACAUUACAUCCCACAAGGCGAAGCACACUGGGCUGUGUAUCUGAAGUGCAGAGAAAUUGGUGAGAUAAUUUUGUCCCCCCGAAUAAAAAAAAACGGCCAUACCUUUUCUCAGCCUUCCAUUUGGAGAAUUCCUCUCAGAUUUCCAAGCCCUGUUUCCAGAUACUUUCUCACACACUAUCCUCGCCUCAUUUCAGACUUUGGACCUUUGAAGUCCCUGUGGUGCAUGAGGUUUGAAGGCAAGCAACAAUAUUUCAAAAGACUAGCCCGCAACACUUGCAAUUUCAGAAACCUGUGUUACACCCUCUCUAAAAGACACCAGCUGAGGCAGUGUUGGGAGUUAACAUCAUUGGAUGCAUUUCCACAAAAGACACACUGAAGGUGAAUGCUCAGUUCCAUUCAGGACCUUUCCUUGUGAUCUCAAAGAGGGCAUCAGGAAUAAAAGUAGAAUUAAGGACAUCCCCAGCGAGGAGACACUGGCUGUUGUCAAUUCUCUUUUGACAAACAAUGCAAAAUACAAAAUUGGAGACAGCUUCAUGAUUUUUGUGGCAGAGGAUGGCAUUCCAGUCUUCAUGAAAGUGUCUAAAAUUGUCCAAUUCAGGGCUAUUUGGUUGAUUUUUGGAAAGCUCCUAAUACCCCAAAAGUUUGAUUAUCAUAAUCAUGCCUUCCUUGUACAAGAGGAGAGGAAGUGGGUUGUCAUUCACCCUGGGGAAGAAAAGGACUAUCAUGCCCUUGACACCUACAAGCAUGAUGAUGACGUAUUUAUCACCCUCCAUCACAGUGUUAAUUUAUAAAGAGCAAGAGAUUGAUGGAGAAACCCUGCUGGGCUUAACAGAAAGGAUGGUGCAGAAACUAUUCCCCACAAUGAAACGACAAGUGAUCUUUUUAAAGGAACUUGAAAGACUGAAGGGAUCGUCUUCAAUGGAACAAAAACCUGGUGUGGAAACAUCUUUGGAGAUUCAAAUGCAUCGCGCUCAGCAAAAGUGCUGUGAGCCGUGGCCUGCAGUUUUUAGCCUCCCUGAUUUUCCACCAGAACUUAAUGAAUCAUUACAGAGGAAGGAUCCAUCUUUCAAAAAAAAGGAAAAAUCACAUCUGCGAUCACUGCUAAUUCAAGUGUUGUUUGAUAGUGUCACAAUGUACACAUGGUAUCCAAGCCACAAGAUAUACUCGGAUGUUCUUGGACGUCUGAUCACAAGAUUUCCUUUCCUGAAGGAUACUAGCCCCUCUGGUCAUGAUACCCUUCUGCAUUGUUUGCGUAACAAAUUUAAAAAAGAGAGAAUACCUUUAGUGCAUUCAUCAGCAGUUCAAGAGACGAAGAAGAAAUGUGGUGUUAAAAGGAAUGCACUGGAUCUCUCAGUCUCUGAAGAGGAGGUACACACCAGUCAUUUCCUAAGCAUACAUUAACUUUCACUUUACAAUUAAAGGAUUAGUUUACCAAACAAAUGAAAAUUCUGUUGUAUAUUUACUCACUCUCACUUGGUUCCUAAUCUUUAUGCAGCACAAAAGGGUCAGAUUUUGGGAAUGUACUAGUUGUUCUCUAUGAGUGGCAUUUUCUUCCUUCAAAAGCUAUGCAA
Onychostoma macrolepis is the source of this 2148-nucleotide messenger RNA. RefSeq lists its product as uncharacterized. NCBI's taxonomy places the organism in Eukaryota, Metazoa, Chordata, Actinopteri, Cypriniformes, Cyprinidae. The coding region runs from base 1235 to 1978 and encodes 247 amino acids. The transcript is spliced from 6 exons. The record is from RefSeq and is a predicted model, not a curated record.